This is a messenger RNA of Chaetomium fimeti, 1263 nucleotides long. RefSeq lists its product as uncharacterized. Gene Ontology annotation, molecular function: oxidoreductase activity. Bases 1 to 1263 code for a protein of 420 amino acids. The transcript is spliced from 6 exons. NCBI's taxonomy places the organism in Eukaryota, Fungi, Ascomycota, Sordariomycetes, Sordariales, Chaetomiaceae. The record is from RefSeq and is a predicted model, not a curated record.
AUGCGAGGAAUCCAGAACGCCGUGGGCCUGUCCCUGCUUGUCGGGGCUUUGGCUGGGCCUGUUCAGAAGAGAUGGGCGCCCAACGCGCCUCGCAACCCGGAUUACCCCCUCGACGUCGUCGACAAGCUCGAGGAGUCCAUCAUGCCCAACGUCGAGUCCUGGAUGGUUAAGCGGGCCGGCCAGUCCAACAAUUGUACACUCGAGAAUGCCGCUGUCAGGCGGGAGUGGAGCGACCUCUCGGCGGAGGAGCGCAAGGAGUACAUCAGCGCCGUUCUCUGCCUCCAGUCCAAGCCAGCCAAGGCGCCCAAGGACAAGGUCCCCGGUGCCCUGAGCAGGUUCGACGACUUCGUCGCGACCCAUAUGACCAUGGCGGGUAUGCUGCACAGCCCAAACAACCUGUUUGCCGCCCACCGAUACUUCAUCUAUGCCUAUGAGAAGGCUCUGCGUGAAGAGUGUGGGUACAAGGGCUACCAGCCGUACAUGAACUAUGACCGCUACGUCGAGGACCCGAUCAACUCGCCCAUGUUCGACGGCAGCGAGACCAGCAUGGGAGGCAACGGCGCCCCGAGCGAGUACUCGGGCGUUGCCCAGCCGUUCCCGAGGCCGUACAACAAGAUACCAUCCGCCGGCGGCGGCGGCUGUGUCACGGAGGGCCCGUUCAAGGACAUGGUCGUCUCGCUCGGCCCCAAAUCCACCAUCGUGAGCAACAUCCCCGCCAACCCGCAGGCCGACGGCUUGGGCAGUAACCCGCGGUGCCUGCGGCGCGACGUCAACAAGUUCUCGGCGGCGGGCGCCCGGGCCAACUACACGUACAGCGCCAUCAUGGACAACCCCGAGAUCGACAGCUUCUACAACCGGUACCUGGGCAUGCCGCAGCUCAAGGGCGACGUCAACCCCUGGGGCAUCCACAGCGCGGGGCACUACAUCAUCGGCGGCGACCCGGGCGGAGAUUUCUACUGCUCCCCCGGCGAUCCCGCCUUCUACUUCCACCACGGCAUGCUCGACCGCGUGUGGUGGAUCUGGCAGAUGCAGGACCCCGACAACCGGGUCGACGCCGUCCCCGGCGCCAGCGGGUCGAGCAUGAACAUGGCGCUGGCCAUGGACACCGACAUGGGCACCGUCAUGGCUGGUAUGAAAAAUAAGCGGGCGGAUAUCCAGGACGCGGUGGUGGAUCUGGGGUGGACGGCGCCGCCGGUGAAAUUGGUGGAUUUGAAUGAGCAGAUGGGGGGGUUGGGAGGGGAGUUUUGUUAUAUUUAUGUUUGA